AUGGUCAAAAUCAAAUCUCGGAAGUCUCGCGGCCGACGGACUCAUGUGCUUGGUGGUUGCAGAACGUGUCGACAGCGACACGUCAAGUGCGACCAAACGCGACCGGUUUGCAAUGCCUGUAAAAAUGCCGACAUAGUAUGCAAGGGACUCACAACUGAAAUCCAAUGGGUUGGAUCGUCCAAAAAUCCUGACUACGAGACCAGCUCGGGUCCUAAUGUGCGUCGGCAUCUUUACACAGAACAAGAAAGAGAAGUCAUGACUCUAGCGCUAGUUGACGGAAUGGCUUCAUCUUCGGUCGAUCAAUUUUUGACCGAGAUCGACAUCCAAUCGAAGGACCUUGAAGAACAGCGAGGGGAUUUAUCUUUCGGACCAUUCGGGGUUUUCAACUUGAUCAAAAGCUCUGCAGAUUCUCCGCCUCUCGAGAUGGAUGGCUCAGACUUUGCGAUGACUUCGAAUCUGGAAAUGAUAGAUGAGGCGUCCCUGAUGCCGAACGCGCCCAUGUCUGAACUAUCGACCGCCGAGGAAAUGCUAGGUGAUCUAAACAGUGCCUUGCAGUGGACGGAUAUCUUCAACCUUGACCCAGUUCCAAUGGGCAUUAACUUGACACCACCCAUAUGGGGAUAUGAAACGCAUCCAACCGCUUGGUCCUCGCCUAUAGAGACCGAGGUAUCACCCAGCAAAGUCCAAUAUGAUAUCCUGUCACAGGAUCUGGCGUCAGUGCAAUAUACCUCGCAUGAAUCUCUGAUCUUAUCUGAUGCCACAUUCCUUCUUCGGCAUUUCCAGGAGCACGUCAUGACUCGUGUAGCCUGGUUGCCCAUGACUCAAAAGUCACCAUGGACCAUUCUGAAUAUCCCCUUUGCAAUGAUCACACUUGAUCAACUAACUUACAUGAAGCGGCAGAAGCGACAGGUUACAAAACACGCAAGUCUUGCCAACUUGUAUGCCAUGUUAGCAUGUGCUUCCUACCACCUCGCAAUGAAUCCAGGAUUUGCUUCCGACAAACCGAGUCAACACUGGGAUCAAUUAACGACGAUAGCAUACGCUGAUGCGAAACACCAUAUGAGUAUGAGCUUGGAGCAUGAAUUUCAAGGCCCAAGCAAAGCAAAAUACAAGGAGCAAUUGAUGGCCAAUCUCAGUCUUGUGACCUUUGCGAUAAUUUCCGAGGAUCAACGAGAUACACGAUGUCACCUAGUUAACAUGGAAUAUCUUAUCCGAUUACGAGGCCUGGUGAAACCACAACUCUCGAGGCGAGCCCGUCUUCUGCACUACAUGUACACAUGGAUCCGUAUAUUGACAGAAAGCACUCUGGUCAUACACAAUGAGAUUUUGCAUACCGCGCCAUGCAAAUCUCUUUGGUCUCGACGGCUAGAUAUGGAAGAAAUGAGUCGACUUGCACAGCGAAACGCCGCGAUUCCACCCUUCGAUCAAAAUCGCAGAUUAGACGACUUUCUUCGUGUGACACCUGCAGAAUCUGAAAGGGAUCUCAAAAUGAAUGAUCCCAAAGACUUAAACACCAACCUUGGUGAUAUCCACCUUACAGACCCACGUGUUGACCCCGAGGAACAGCACAGUAUUGUCAAUGGUGUCUCAGAGGCCUGGCUGGGCCUUCUGUCUCAAACCACUCGACUGGCUAAUGUGAUGGAUCAACUCAAUAACGGCAGCUCUACCAUGACAGCCGAGAGGCAACUGGCUCUCCAUCGGCGGUCUUUAUAUCUCGAGAAUAUGAUCUGCUCGUUGACAUCACGGAAGCUUCCCACUUCGGACGGCCAACCAAAGACUCACAUGCUACGGGCUCUGAACUUUGCUCUCACCAUCUAUUUUUAUCGGCGUGUUCGGCGCGUCAGCCCCUGUAUUUUACAAGGACAUGUUUCACAGAUAAUUGACGAGUUACACAAGUGGGACGAGGCUCUUGUGCAGAAUGAUAUGAUUGGACCAGGCACCGCAUGGCCAGCCUUCAUGGCUGGUUGUGAAGCUAUGGGUGUUGAUGAAAGACAGAUUCUGGUGGGAUGGCUUGACAAUGCAGGCGCUCAAAGUGGAUUCGCGACUUAUUCUACGGCAAGGUCUAUCAUGGAAGAAGUGUGGGAGAAAAGAGACACUUGUUUUGAAAAUCUCGACUCACCACAGAGUAAUCUUGGUGGGCAGAUGUCAUUCAGUUGGACUGAUCUUUCUAGACAGAACUUGCAUUGGCUUGUGCUCUGUUGA
Messenger RNA from Penicillium salamii, 2202 nucleotides. Lineage: Eukaryota; Fungi; Ascomycota; Eurotiomycetes; Eurotiales; Aspergillaceae. The record is from the annotation of a GenBank genome assembly.